Mycotypha africana is the source of this 366-nucleotide messenger RNA. RefSeq lists its product as uncharacterized. The record is from RefSeq and is a predicted model, not a curated record. Lineage: Eukaryota; Fungi; Mucoromycota; Mucoromycetes; Mucorales; Mycotyphaceae. The coding region runs from base 1 to 366 and encodes 121 amino acids. The transcript has 2 exons.
AUGCCAGUAUUUGUAAUGCUUGCUCCGUUUAGUUUGACUCAUCCUCUUGUCCUACUAGGACUGGAGAUGCUUGAGAUCUUCCCCAUGAUGCCAUACUGGAAUGCCUUUAAACCCCAUAAGCUCCAUAGUGAGGGGCCAUCAUUUCCGAAAGGAAUUAUACCUUCUAUGGUUGAUUAUCUGUAUGGAGAAACUUCUAUUUUUCUUAUUCGUUAUUUCAACUCAGAUAUUGAGGUGAGCAAGCUCAAUGGUGAUUAUAUCUUUGUAAAGGCAAGGAUUGUCGAUGAACAAUGCAAAGUGAUCGUUGUAUUACCUUCUUCUGAACUCGAAUUUAUUAAAAGUAGGAGUUGGUAUGAAGUUACGACAUGA